AGGUCUCCUAGAAACCCUGAACAGAAGAUCAUUAAACGAGUGAUUGCUCUUGAAGGAGACAUUAUCAAAACCAUUGGAUACAAAAAGAAGUAUGUGAAAGUUCCACAUGGGCAUAUUUGGGUGGAAGGUGAUCACCAUGGACACAGCUUUGACAGCAAUGCUUUUGGCCCGGUUUCUCUUGGACUUCUACAUGCCCGUGCUACUCAUAUCCUCUGGCCUCCACAACGCUGGCAGAAGUUACAGCCAGUGCUACCUCCAGAACGCAAACCGCUUCAGAGAGAGCAAGAAUAACCUAAAUAUUCAACUGGAAAACCAUUAAAGUGGAGUUUAACCAGGAAGAGUUGCAGUGGUUAUAACAUCACAAAUAAAAGUUUUGCUAAGUGUGCUGUAAUAACAGACAUUAUAUCAACAAAUUUGUGAAACAUAUUCACGUUAAAAUGCCACUUUGAGUGUAAAGUCAUUUUUAAAUUUCAAACAUUAUUGCACUGUACAUUAUUUCAGUUUGAAAUAAUUAUUCCUUGGUUGCAGAAGGACUGAAUGUUCAAUUUUUCCAAGAGCAAAAAAAAAAAACAAAAAAACAUGAGUUGUUAUAUCUGUGCCUGUGCUUCUCUGGGUAAGAAGUUUUCAAAACCUUCAAUAAAAUGUUUUAAUCUUUUA
Molecule: messenger RNA, 657 nt
Organism: Struthio camelus australis
Lineage: Eukaryota; Metazoa; Chordata; Aves; Struthioniformes; Struthionidae
Source: RefSeq, a predicted model, not a curated record